CUUUAUCCUGAUUUUGCAAGCUCCUGUUAGAUAUUCUGGUAAUCAUUGACUCUUCUUUGUUUGGCAUUAUUGGUAAAUAGUUAAAGGGGAGUCUGAAUUUUGCAGAGUACCAAUCUAUAUAAGUGAGAGAUAAAAAUUCUUAUUUUGCACACUUGCCUAAAGAUUGUAUUGACUCCGAGUAUUAUACCCACUGAGACUCAUUCUAUGCACCCUUCUAUUUAGAAGGAUGACACUUGCAGUUUUAAUAUUAGUGAGCACACAGCUGCUCUUCUCUAAAGCAGCUCCCACACAGUCUCCAGAACCUCCGCUGGCCUCCAUCCCUUGCAACGACCCAGGAGCAGAGGCUGCUGCAGAUUUAUCGCUGCGAGAGCUAAAUGCAGACCGCAGAGAGGGCUUUGUCUUAGGACUAAAACGCAUUACCAAUGCGCAGGAACAAUUUCAGGUAAAAAUGUUUCACUUGUGGAAAUUAAUGUUAACAAAUAUAAAAAUAAAUCUCUCAAAAUAUCAAAUAGGUAGUGGAAAACAUAUUUUUUUAUUAUUGGUUUUAUUUUUGUAAGUGAGCAUGGAAUUUGUCAUUUGGUCUUGCAAAAUUAUGAACUUUUAGAUUAUACCGCUAAUGUUUUUCUUCUUCAAGAUGAACUGAAAUAUUCUUUUUUUUUUUAAAUAAAUUUUUUGUUACAUAUUGUAUGUAUUGUAUAGCAUGUACCUCCAAUAUUUAAAAAAAAAUAAAAAAAAUCAAAUCUGAUCAUCGAUGCUGCUUUCUGUAAAUCAAUUCACAUUUCCCUGUUUGUCAGUCUCUUGCCAUAUGUCUACAUUUUGGAUCAACUAAUGAGAGGAGGUUUGGGACUUGUAGCAAACAAAGAUUGUCAAAUGUUACGAAAACCUGUUUGCCAAUAAAAAGAUAACAAUGUAAUUGUGUUUGAUUUAACACUUACCUAAUGCCACUUACCGUACAUGUGUUUCUAUGAAGCACUUGGAAAUAAUGAUGAAAAUACAUUUCUGUACUAUGGUUCGGUAGCACAGUAACUAGAACAAACAUAAACAAUAUUAAAAUUUGUUUUGCAGGAAAAUGUUGGUUCUGUGUAUUAUCUGGCGCUGGAUGUGCUCGAAACACAAUGCCAUGUAUUGAGCAGAGAAAACUGGAAGGACUGUCAGCCUAAACGGCCAUAUGAAGCUGUAAGUACAUGUAGCUGGACGAUUUUCUAGUUCCCAAACCAGUCUCUGUGGCCCAUCAACAAUCCAGGAUUUAUGUAUUUCCCUUUUUUAUUCCAAUGGAGAUACUGACAAAACCUGGACUGUUUGUGGACCAAGAGGACUGGUUUGGGAACCACUGUUCUAGUCUAUGUUUCAAUGUCUUCAAAUGGAAUGCUAAUUGUAUGCAUAUAUACAUAAGUAGCAAUUGAUCUGAUCAAAUAGAUCUACAUAUUCACUUUAACUUAACAUUUUCUGCAUGGUUUUAGAUGCUUAGUUUAAACUUUCUGGUGAAAUACAUGCUGUAUACUGAAAACUGCAUGACAUUUUUGCUAGAUUUAAAGGGAUAUUAUAGGCAAUAAAACAACUUCAGCUUUAUGAAGCCAUUUUAGUGUAUAAAUCAUGACCCCGCAGUCUCACUACUCAAUUCUCUGCAAUUCAGAAGUUAAAUCAGUUCUGUUUAUAUAGCCCUAGGGGCACCUUCCCUGACUUUAACUCACACAGCCUGCAUGAAACAAAUUAUUUAAAUUUCAAUCAGAUUUUAAUGUGCUGUAGAAGUUGUUCUCUCCUGCAGUGUUAAUCGAACUUAAUUGAAUCACAUAUAGUAGGCUCAUGCAGGCUGUAGCAGGUUAUCAACAGAGCUGAAGAUAAUAAAUUCUAAAUUAAAUACAAUGUGCAAUAAAGAAUUUUAAAACAAUGUCUAGGGAAUGAUCCUAUUGUGGCUAGGUAAAAGGCAAUUGAUAAAUUACAUACAGGAGUGUUUAUUCAAUAAACAGCUAAAUUAUGAUUUCUUUCCCAUAAUUGAUAACCAGCAUUUUGUGAAUUCUGUUUUCUAUAAAGCAUAAUUAACCAUUUAGGCAAUACAUUCCAUGCAUGCAAUUUGCAGAUUCAAUAGGAAAGUCAUAUAGACAGCACAAGUAAAGGAUAUAUAAAAAUGUGUUACCUCUUUAUAACAUUUUCCAUAUUUACACUUUAAGCAAUUAUUUAUUUUACCUUUAAGGUUCAUGGGGAAUGCAAGGUGAUAUUUCACAUUAAUAAACCGAUGCGAAUUGUACACCUCUACAGCUAUGAUUGUACUUUGAAACCAGGUAUGUAAUUAACUAAUACUAGCAUGAAAUCUUCAAAAGCUAAUAGAAAUUUGCCUAGAAUUACUGUGUAUAAUGCAUUUGUAUCUCAAAACAUGUAAGGUUAUUUACUAAAGGGAGAUUUCAAAGUGAAUAAAAUUUAAGGCCAGAGUAGCUGAACUUAAAGCAUAGCUAAGUUAGAGAAUUUUUUUUACAAUUUAACCCCUUAAGGACACAUGACAUGUGUGACAUGUCAUGAUUCCUUUUUAUUCCAGAAGUUUGGUCCUUAAGGGGUUAAAGGGACACCCAGACCACUUCAGCUCAUUGAAGAGGUCUGGGUGCAAUCUCCUGCCCCACUUAGUCCUGCAAUGUAAAACAUUCUGGGAGCUUACAGGACUCUGGGUGGCCUAACUGAUGCCCUCAUGCCUCAAUGGUUUUCUAUUAGAAGGGCCUUAAUGCGCUCACAGUGUUCGCCACGCAUGUGCAUUAGGUUUCCUCGUCAGAUGAGGUCGGAUGAGGCAGAGCAUCAACCCAGCACCUAGGGAGGUUGGCGCUGGAACAAGGUAAGUAAAAAAAGUUCUUAUUUUAACUCAUAUUGUACAGCAAGGGGGACAGCGAGGGAGGGGUGGACCAGAGUACAACUUUGUAUUCCAAAACUAUAGAAUCCCUUUAACUAUUUUGACCUUAAAUUUUAAAGUCACUUUGAAUUCUCGCUUUUUCUAAUAACCAUUAUAAUAGUAUACAAAUUCAUGUAAGUUAAAGAUAAAGCAAUGUGAACAGGUUUAUUCGACUUUAUUGGAGGCUGAGCUUCCAAUACAAUGACUUCUAAUAGACUUGUGAUUUGGUUUCAAACAAAUUGCAGUUUGUCCAAAUUUUGGGCAAAUAGAGGUUCUUUAGAAUUCAUUGACUCUGUAUGCCCAAUAUGGCUGAAUAACAAUAUGACAAAACAACCGAAACCAACAAAGGAUGAACAGUUUUGUGUGCUAUGCGAUUCGGAAAUCCGUCCAUGGUGCCCCCAAAAAAGAGAUAAUUGUUAGGGAACAGCCACUAAAUGUUGAUUUUAUUUCUUUCUUUAUUUUUAAUCUAUAAUGGGGGGAGCACCAAUAAAUCUAUAAGGACCGAUAAAUCUUAGGGUUUGCAUAAACCUUUAAAAUGUGGGCCAAAGUAGCCAAAUAUCAGAAAAGUCAAUUCUGUUUUCAGUUUGGCUAUUUUGGCCUUAAAUUCGAACUUUACUUUGAAUUCUCUUUAAAUGCCUGCAAAUUCUCAUUUUAGUGAAUAACUCUGCAAAAGAUGACUCAUUAAUAUAAUUAUUGUGCUGUGUUAGAAGUUGUGGGACUCACUUUUGUGCAAUGCAACACAUGUUUUUGUAACUUGUUUUCUUUGUACACAAAUACAGUUACACCACCUUUCAUCGGCUGUCCUGGAUGUCCUAUUGCCAGACCUUUGAAUGACACAAAAUUUCAGGAUAUUGCAAAGCUUGGCCUAGAAAAAUUCAACAAUAACAGCAACAGCUUCAAGUAUUUUAUACUGGAACAAAUCACAAAGGGGGCAGUACAGGUAAGAAAAGCUUGUUUUUCUAAACAAAUGCUGCCUAGGUCUUUAUUUAACAGAUCACAUAUAUGAAAAAAAAAAAAUAAUAAUAAUAAUUAAAUAAAAAUAUAUAUAUAUACAUUAUUUUUCUAGAGAGUUGCAAAGAGAAUGUGAGUAUAAAAGCUACAUUGACAGUAUAAACAUGGCCUUAUUUAGGCUGAACAUUCCAGCUCUAUAAAUGUUGCUCAAACACCUCUGCCACUACCAUCGACCAGAAAUUCUUAUAGGAUUCCUAUAGACUGAGCUUCUCUAUUUUCAUAAAUGCCCUAACCCAUCUAAACAGACUUUUCUAAAGUUUCAGUAUUUAAAAGAACACUAUUGGCACCCAGACCACUUCAUCUCAUUAGUGGUCUUGGUGCAGUGUCUCUGUCCUACUUAGUCCUGUAAUGAUCAGACAGCUGCUAGAGGCACUUCCUGGUGGUUAAGUGUCUUUUGGUCGCUUAACUUAUGCUGGAUGUCCUCACGAAUGAGGUCAUCAAGUGCCCGUAAUAUACCCAUAGGGAAGCAUUGUAGCAAUACUUUCCUAUGGGGAAUGCACUUAGUUGCUAUGCAGUCAUUAGAAAGGGGAUGGGGCCUGUGAAAUUACACGGGCUCAAAUUAAUUAAAUAAGACAAGUAGACAUGCUAUUGUCCACCCCUCCCCUCAAAGAGUGCCAUUGCACUUUUUUUUUUUUUAUACGAUAGCAACACCCAAUAACAAUAAAUGGCCCUACCUACCCCAUCGCCCUAUCACAGUAAGGGAGGAAAUACAACUGUAAAGUAAAAGUUAUACAUACCUAUCAGAAGUCUUCUUUUUUUCAAAUUCUUCUUAUCUUUAUCUCCCCAAAAGGCCAAAUAAAACUGUGUAUUUAUAUAUAUAUAUAUAUACAUUUGAAAAAGGACAGUGUGAACGUGGAAGAAUACAAGGAAAAUAUAGUACUGCAAUGCUCUAUGGUGUAUGUCUAUAAUUUCUAAAGGGAAUUUGCAAAUAGUCCAUUUUCCAAAGGGAAAUAAUGUAAGAUGUGUAAGCUUUGUGUAAUUAUGGUGUUUAUUAGUGUUUUGUCAUGCAAUCAAUACAAAUAAACUAUAACUGUAACCUCAUAGAAUAAGGAAAUAAAACACAAAGUGCAAGAGGUACCUAAAGUAGUUUUCUCUUUUACAGCUGGCCAUACAUUUUAUUUUUUUAAAUUGUAAUAAUUAUCUGCAGUAAGUGCUCCUGUGGGUGAGCCACUACUGCUCUUGCACUAGUGAUGGUUUAAUUAUUUAUCUCCAGAUAUCAUACCUUAAAUCAAGUAACAGGUGUACAUUGAAAUAUUAGAGAGGUCUGUCAGUAACCUUUUUUUUUUUUUUUCUGUUUGUGUAUAUAUGCAAAAAUAAAGUUUUUAAUUCAACAAUUUUUUGGUUAUGAUUUUGAAAGGUGAUUGCAGGAGCAGCCUACCAUGUGGAAUUUACAAUUAAGGAGUCUUCCUGUAAUAAAACAUCUGGAGACCUUACUGUCUGCCCACCUGUGAGCUGCAAAAUAGCAGUAAGUGUAAAAUGUUUGUUUCUUUGUUCCAGUUAGCAGAUAUAUGCACUUUUCAAGUUUUUAUUAUAAUGGCAUUCUGUUGGGAGGGGAUGGUUCACGUAUGAAUUUACAGUAUUUUUUGUAUCUGUGCGGAAAUAGAAUGUUUAAGUUUAAUGAUUUCUGUUUAUGAUUCAAUUUCAGGCCUCCCAACCAUCCAGAUUUUAUAGCCCCAUGUGAAAGCCUUACAGUACUUACUUAUUCCUAUAUUUAAUAGAUAAUUGUGAGGUGUGAAAAAUAAAAUUAAAUGUAAAAAUUCAUUCCACUUUGUCUUGCAUCUUGGAACCUCCAUCUUAACUCCUUAGCCAUCAUUACAAGCUCUGUCCUUUACACCUAGCAGUCAGGACAGAGAAGAGGAGGAAUAAACAACAUAUCUGUCUAUUCCAUAUUUGCAAUAUGUGCCAGAACUAUAAUUUCUAAAUCUUUAAUAUAAAUUUAAAAGAAAGGGUAACAAAGUUCUAAGUGAAUUUCACAUUUAAAGGGACACUGUAGUCACCAGAACAACUACAGCUUAUUGUAGUUGUUCUGGUGUCUAUAACCUGUAAAUGCAGGCCUUUUGCUUUAAACACUGCCUUUGCAUAAAAAAGGCAGUGUUUACAUUACAGCCUCGGAACAUCUCUAGUGGCCACUCCUCAGACGACCACUAGAGGUUAGGGAUGUGCAUGGGCAAGAAAUUUGGUUCAGUUCGGCACUUCCGAAAUGCGUGACUUCAUCAAUUUGGGACUCCGGUAAUUCGCACCUUGGUUUAGUUUGGGACUUUGGUAAUUCCUUAACCCUAACCCCUAACCCUACCAAUAACCCCUAACCCUAACAACCAAAACCACUUACACAUCUAGGGUUAGGGGAAGGGUUAAGGUUAGGGGUAAGGGUAGGGCUAAGGUUAGGGGUAUGGUUAAGGUUAGGGGUAGGGUUAGGGUUAGAUUCCUAUCAUCAUUCUCGUAAUUUUCCAUCCCAUUUUUGUUUUGCCACUUUUCAGAAUCCGAAGCACUUCAACAUUCCAAAGCAUCUGAAUUGCCAAAAUUCGGAGCGAAACUAUUUGCACAUGUCUACUAGAGAAAAUAUAUAUAGAAGACAGUAGAUUACCUCUGGGUACCAAUGACAUGGUCCAGUUGUGACCCACUUUCCAGUGCACCAAAAAGAGACUCCAGGGAUCUCAAAGGGGCCUAACCCCAAGGAUAAUAUAUAAAAAACAAAAGAAUACACAAUAUGCUUAUCGCAAUGUCAAGGACAAAUGUGACUCGCUGUGCUACCUGGAAAUAUAGACUAGUUUAAUGAUAAUUAAAUAUUAGCUAUAUACACAUGAAUUCUUAUAAUAAAGAUAUCAAACUAAUCUCCAUUCGAUAAGGACUAGAGAGUGAAAAUAAUAAUAAAAAGAUUCAAAAUUGCUAUCACUAUCCUAAAUAGUGUAAAGGUAUUAUAGAAAUAUUUUCAGCGUGGGAUGUCUAUCUGGAGAUUUAUUGGGUCUGGCUCUAUAGGUAUCCGCAACACUAUCUGUGUAGUAUCCAGUACACUAAACAAAAAAAAAAAUAUAUAUAUAUAUAUAUAUAUAUAUAUUGAUAUAAUAGUAUAAUACUCCUUGACUAAAAAGAAAGACUCAAAUUACAGAGAAAAUACCAUGUUAAAGAGAUAUAUAAAAUGUGGUAUAUAAUAUCAACCUAUUAUGGACUGGCAAUAUGUGUCCUAAAUGGAAGAGACUCAAGAGAAAAAAACAGACCAAUAAAGGUAAAAAAAUCAAUUGAAAAGGCUUAUCUCUUAAUAGAUGUAGUUAGAAAUUAGUCAGGGAAAUACUAUCCAUAGAAACUAUGAUGCUUAGAAUGCUCAAUAGUAUAUCUAUGGUUAAAUAAAUUGGAGUAUAGGUCCGUCAGAAUGUAAAGGGAGAUAGAGGAGAUAGAUGUAAAGAUAAACUGCUUGAAAAUCUUGCAGUAAAAGUCAUUUACAAAGCCUCGUUCUCUAUUGUUCUAACUACACAGCAGAUGGAGCAAAAAGGAAUGAAAUAUAAUCAAAUUAAAUAGAAACAAACACCCCCAUGUGCGGCAGUAAACGCCUAUUUUUUAUUUUUUAUUUUCUAUGGGCACUUAACACUUGUCAAUGCAUCUAGUAUGCCGCACAUGGGGGUGUUUUUUUCUAUUUAAUUUGAUGAUAUUUCAUUCCUUUUUGCUCCAUCUGCUGGAAGCUAAUCCCGGGAGGGACACUGGCAGAUCAUUUUAAGAAACAAUCUAGGCACAAUAACCACUACAGCUCUCUAUAGUGGUCUUGGUGCCAGGAGUUGCUGUGGCCCCCUCCUAGAAUAAGUAGUCAAACCGUUUAAAAAGAAUUUGAUAACUUACUCAGGGUCUACCGGGAUAGGGGCUGUAGUGUGUGUGUAUGUGUGUGAGGGGUGCAGUGUGUGUGUGAGGGUCGAAAUAUGUGUAUGGAGGGGUAGUGUGUGUGUGUGAGAGGGGUGCAGUGUAUGUAUGGGGUAGCAAUUUGUAUAUUGGGAGCAGUGUGUUUGUGUGUAAAGCGUGCAGUGUGUGUAUUGGGAGCAGUGUGUUUGUGUGUGAGUGGCGCAGUGUGUUUUUGUGUGAGGGGUGCUGUGUGUGUAUGGGGGCAGUGUGUAUUGGGGCUGUGUGUGUAUUGGGGCUAUGUAGUUAAGGGAGGCAUUGUGUGUAUUGUGGGCUAUAUGUGUAUAAGGGGGCAGUGUGUGUAUUGGGGGCUAUGUGUGUUUAUGGGUGGCAGUGUGUGUAGGGGGGCUGUGUGUGUAGGGGCUGUGUGUGUAUGGGGGGACAGUGUGUGUAUGGGGGGACAGUGUGUGUAUGGGGGGACAGUGUGUGUAUUGGGGCUAUGUGUUAAGGGGGCAUUGUGUGUAUUGUGGGCUAUAUGUGUAUAAGGGGGCAGUGUGUGUAUUGGGGGCUAUGUGUGUUUAUGGGUGGCAGUGUGUGUAGGGGGGCUGUGUGUGUAGGGGCUGUGUGUGUAAGGGGGACAGUGUGUGUAUGGGGGGACAGUGUGUGUAUGGGGGGACAGUGUGUGUAUGGGGGGACAGUGUGUGUAAGGGGAGGCAGUGUGUGUAAGGGGGUUGUGUGUGUUGAGGUACUGUAUAUUUGUGUGUGGUGCAGUUUGUUAAAUAAUAAUGAAAUAAAUAUAGAUAAUGUUCCCCCUCUCUUCUUACCUUUGUUGAGGGAGGGGGAGACAUUGCUUUCUUUCCAGUCCCUGGCAGUUUUAGUGGGGGAGUGAACUCUAACCUGCAACUCAGGCUAGAGUUCACUCUCGCGAGAACAGAGUGUUGCCAUGGUAACUGCACCAACGCUCCGUGCUUGCGAGAGGAGAACCCCCCCCCGGAUCCGCCAAUGAGUCAGUGCUGCACAAUGGGCAACACUGACGUUCAGCGUCUCCACGCCCUGCAUGGAGAUGCUGAACUUUCCCCAUAGAGAUACAUUGAUUCAAUUCAUCAUAUGAGGAGAUACAGAUUGACCAGGGUGGUGUUUGGCUCUGCCCCCCCACCUCCUUGGCUGAAAGCAUCAGAAUUGACAAUCUCCACCAAUCCACUGUUUUCCUAUGGGAAAGCAGUGUGAUUGGCGGAGAUAAUGUGGUCGCCGUUCGUAUAGUCGAACACGUGGCGUGGCCAUCUUGUUUAGUCGAACGCGUCCAGCGGUGUUCGUGCCGUUGAGUGUCUGAUUUUAGUUCCAUGCGCUCGACGACAAAACACUGCUGGACUGGAAUGGCACAAACGGAGUGCUGUUCGGUAGAAGUAAUCUACCGAACCGGAUACACUCACUGACUCUGUGCAUGAAUGGCUCCAUUCAACUAUUUGAACGUUACUUCAACUGUUGAAAUAGACCGGCCGCACAGCGGAAUUCUCUGGAACUAUUUUGGGCAUGAAGCCAUGAGUGCGGUCAGUCAAAAAGAGACUUCCAUGAAACAUUUGAACCCCUACUCUGAUCUGGUGAUUUUUGGAUAUGUUGUUUGCCCAGAUCAGGGAUAUCCAGGGCUGUAACAAUUGUGGGGGCAUGUUAUGUUUCGGGGUACGUUCUGAACUUUGUGAAAAAUGUGUUUUUUUUCUCCCUGGAGAUAAUUGAGUUACUUACAGUACUUUACUCAAUUAUCUCCCAAGCAGAGGGGAGGGAUUGUGUGCUGUACAUGGGAGUGUCACAAACUGUAUGUUUGUUCUGAUUAGUUUGUGUUCCUGUGUCCCAUCAGGUCCAAGGGUGUUCCUCUGGCCUGAAGAAUUGUAUAAAAGCCAAUCUGAACCAUAAAACUUAGAUCAUCUGCACCUUCAUGAAGUUUCAGCUCAUGUUUGGGGGAUUGGAGAACUACAUACACUCUGGGGAUUGCUAUAUCACAAUAGUUCCCUGGGUAUAAUCACUAGCUCUUCUAAGAGCUGUUCCUGCUACGCUCUCUGGACUAGGAGAGGUCUACCCACUGGAAGUUGGAUCCUGGUCUUGGGUCCAGGGUGGGUGGAGGACAGCGAGACCCCAACCAAGCUGCGGCGGUUAGUGGGGUUUACGGUGCUUAUGGUACUCGCAAGUACUAGGAAGCAGCUAUUGAUGGAGGUACCUGUUCAGGAUGCAAGGCAGUCCGUUACAAUCUUAAACAGGUCAAAUAAAGUAUACAACAAAGAAAAUCGUUCUCUAUUAAGAUCUACAAAAGAAAUCAUAGAAUUGCAUAAUGGCACAGUUACUGGCACAGGCAAAGAUAAGCCAUCAUCAAAAAUAUAGUUUUCUUAUUAUGUCUAAACCUCUGAUCUGGACAUCUAUGGCUUGCCAAACCCAUCUAGCCUCUCUUAUUUCUCUAAAAUAAGUUCUGAAUUUUUUUCCCUUUUCUUGCAAUAAAUGUCUUGUUCAUUUCUAUCCUCUUUGCCCUACCUUUCUGUUCUAGGAUCUUGUCCCUCCACAAUCAUACCAUCCUCCUCUCCCUAAUUUCUCCUAUGUUCAGAGAUCCCCAGAUCAGUCUUUUCCAGAAACGUAUUAUAUGAAUUACUUACCCUGAAUCUAAAAAUAUGUAUAAUCACAUUAUCUGUUGGUAAAGUUUUUUAUACUUAUAUUAUUAGUUCUGGGAAUGCUGUCAGUUUCUUAAUAUUGAUGGUACUGCCAAUACUGAUUUCACAUUACUUCUCCCAACCCCAUCUAGGAAACCGGCUACUGCAAAAGCCGCGGCAUAGCACACUGGAGCGCACCAAACAACCCAAGUGUGACAAUCACCUGCAACCUUUUUAAGGCAGAGGUAUGGAAAAAAUACAAUUAAUUUCAUUUUGUGGCCUAUAAUUCUGGGAUAUUGAAUAUUCACACCAGAUUAACGCAUGGUAUUUUAUAAUCUGACUGUUUUUAGUAUAAAUUUAUUUAGAAUUAGAAUAGACAUUUGUGAAGUGAAAAACAACAUACAAUAUACUACAUACACACGUGUGAAUAACUUGUCCUCAAUGUUCUCUCUCACACACACACACACUAUGCAGCUGGCAUAAUUUGUUUCCCUUUGUAUUCGCAGUCUGACCUUGCACUUGCAUACACCUCCUGCCGGUUGCAGACCUAGUAUAUGGCUACCGUGAGCACUGGGCAGUUCAAAGUGUUGCUGCAAGUUACCAUGGCAACAUUUUGAUACUAUCACUCUGGAGCUUGUGAAAGGCAUACCAGGUAUGCAUCCAGCAUAGAGGCUCUACACACAGGACCAUCAGGGAUGGUCAUGCAAUACCAGUCAAUGCAACCUGCAGUUUAGGUUUUGGCUCUGCUGGCAAUACCAGUUAAUUGAACUCUCAAAUCUAGGUUUUGUGCACUGUGUUUUUAGUGAAAAGGUGAGCGAACAGAGGAGUGAGGUGUGUGGUCUGGGAGAGGAGAUGUGAAGAUUUUUGUUUUAUUUUAAAUGUAGUACACCAGGAUUACAUAUUGUACCCUCUAGACCAGGGGUCUCCAACCCUCUGGCCCCGGAUCAGUGCCGAUCCGCAAGAACUUUCACCCAACUUUACCAUCAGGUGUAAGGUUUUGCAGACUGGCAAAUUGCCGCAAGAUAUUUCCCCGGGGCUAUGAUGUUACGAUCUUAUGAUCUUACGAUCAUAGCACUGGGAAAUGUGCCUCCCUCUCCCCUGCCGGUUCUGCAGGACCGGAGGGGAGAUCAGAUAUCUCGCUCUCUGGCCCGCUCAGAGUGUACUGCUGGCAGCCGGAAGGGAAGGAGAUAGGACCCGGGGGAGCUCUUACCUGAAGCUCCACUGGGAUCUUCUCUCGCGUGCUCCGAGCAUUGCUGCGGUUACCAAUGGCAAUGCUCUGAAUCUCGCAAGAGUGAAUUCCUGAGGCUACUAUAGUUCACUCUCUCCACUGGGACAACUGCAGGAACUGCAGGGUAUGUCCCCCCUCCAAGACAAAGGUAAGCAGGGAGGGGGGAUAUCAAAAUAACAUAAUUUUUUUUAAAAUAAAUAAAAAAAAAAAAAAAAUAUAUAUAUAUAUAUAUAUAUAUAUAUAUAUAUAUUUACUAAUCCACCCUCCAUCCCCACAGACCCACAAUCAUUUUCCUUUAUACACACACUGCCUUCCACACACGCACUGCCUUCCAUACACACACACACAAACUUCACCCCUCUCUCACACACACACUGCAUCUCUCACACAUACCAUUGGGUUUUAUUUCUGGCUGACGCCGGUCCGCAAAAUAUUUCUCCUCUUUUCGCCGGUGCUUAAAGGUUGGAGAACACUGCUCUAGACUACCAAUAUUUAGCACCCUAAGAGUUCUUUUAUUUAUUUUGGAUGUUAUAUUAAGAAUGUCCCCUCAAAAUGGUUACCCUAUUGCACCCCCUGUCAUUCAAAGAGUAAAAAAGACACCUUUAACUCAUCCUAUCAGCAUUUUUUGAACUAACUAAAGACAGUGCUAACUAAAGUAUCUGCUGACUACAGCUAUACAUACAUUUUAAGAGUCACUGUAACCCUUUUGAGAGAAAGGAAAUUGUAUAUAAUAAGUAAAGGAAUAUCUGGAAAUUUUCGUUCAUCCUUACACACAUACGUUCCACCACGCACACAUUUUGCUGCCAUUCUUCUUCUGUUGAUAAGAUCGUUUACUUGGUUUUUUUUUUUUAAAUGUUUUAUUUAUUCAAUAUUCACUCAAUACAUAUAUAUUUUAUUUUUAUGUUUGUCAUGGUCUCAUUUAUCCUACAAUAGUUGUGCAGUGCCCUUCGGGUCUUCGGACAAUGAAUUAUUUUAAAGGAUAAUUAAAGGUUAUCGACUAGAAUAAUUAACUAAAACCAUUUCUAAAAUAAACUUGCAACUGGAUCUCUGUCUCCUAAAUGCUAUAAGCAGUGAAUGACAAGGGUGAGACAUUUGUAAGUAACAUCCAUCAUACCUGAAGGGAUCCAUAGUGGCCUGUAUUGAAGGGUCUGAAAACCGAUAUAAAGGUUCGGUAUUCUCUCUUUUCCCUCCUCUGCAUAAGAAGAAUAUUGCUAAGGUAGUUGGUUACUUAAUUCAUAAGAACAUUAGCUUUUUCAGUAUAGUCACCAAAGAGUUGCAAUACUUUAUGUGAUCUGUAGACUUGGGAUAUAUUUAUGCUAGAAGAAGUUUAAAGUAGCCACAAUUAAAAAAAAAAGAUAAAAUGUGGUUGUUUGCUAUUCAUAACCAGCAAGAGCAAGCUGAAAGACACAUAUAAAUAAUAUGUAAUGGCUAUUUUACAGGAUACUGUUGGUGAAGAGCAAACUCAUCAGAAUGGUCACACUGAUCAACAUCAACAUGGAAAGAAAGGUGAAAAACAUGAUGGACACACUCAUCAUGAACACAAUCACAAGCAUGGCCGCAAACAUGACCAUAAGAAUGGACAUAAACAUCAUCAUGAUGGCCACAAGGAUGGACAUAAGCAUGAUCAUGAGAGCAGCGAAAGCCAUGAACAUGACCACCAGCAUCAGCACCACGAAUGCCAUCGCAAAGGUAGAACAAUAGGCAAAAUUACAUAUUUACCCUCUGGAGAAGACUCCACAGCCAUUCCAGUAACUGAAGGAAAAGAAGGCACAAAACCUUUAAAUGGUGCUAAGCCCAGCCUACCAGAUGGACAAACACACCCUAGCAUUGCUCGUCCAGGACUUAUUCACAUACCCAAGCCAUAUAUUCGCCCUUUCCCUAAAAACCCCUCCACAUCAGACCAAUGCCCAGGGAAAGACAAAUACAAUGAACCACUUGUAGAUCCAGUACCUGCUAUUCCAGAAGUCCCAGCACCAAUUCCUAAGUAAUCACUUUACAACCAUUACUCUUUUCCAAGUGCUUUGAUUUUAAGCUGAAACGAUUUAGUAUUUGUAAUAUCAAAGUAAAAUAUAACUGAAACACAAUCUUAACAUCUCUCUCUACCAAAAUUGUCUAUACAAGUUUAUUUUUAUUUUUACAUUUAAUAUGCAACAAACAAAUAUGUUUUGACAUGAAAUAAAUCAUAUUCCCUAGCAAAGUUUUA
Messenger RNA from Pelobates cultripes (western spadefoot toad), 13766 nucleotides. Lineage: Eukaryota; Metazoa; Chordata; Amphibia; Anura; Pelobatidae. The record is from the annotation of a GenBank genome assembly.